Lepus europaeus (European hare) is the source of this 1017-nucleotide messenger RNA. RefSeq names its product G protein-coupled receptor 33 (gene GPR33). The transcript has a single exon. Gene Ontology annotation, molecular function: G protein-coupled receptor activity; complement receptor activity. The record is from RefSeq and is a predicted model, not a curated record. NCBI's taxonomy places the organism in Eukaryota, Metazoa, Chordata, Mammalia, Lagomorpha, Leporidae. The coding region runs from base 1 to 1017 and encodes 338 amino acids. Gene Ontology annotation, cellular component: plasma membrane. Gene Ontology annotation, biological process: positive regulation of cytosolic calcium ion concentration; phospholipase C-activating G protein-coupled receptor signaling pathway; inflammatory response.
AUGGAUCUGAUCAACUCUACUGAUGACCUGGUCUCCGCUGUAGUAAGAAACAGCACUCAUGUUCCUGCUCCUGCCCCCAGACUGGUCCUUGUCCUUCCUUUGUUCAUGGCGUUCAUAGUUGGUUCCAUCACCAAUGGCCUCUAUCUGUGGGUGCUAAAAUGCAAGAUGAAAAAUUCAGUCAAUACUCUCUUAUUUUUUCAUCUCAUUCUCUCAUAUUUUAUUUCAACAUUGAUCCUACCAUUUCUGGCCACCUCCUAUCUUCAGGACAACCACUGGACCUUUGGAAGCGCUUUAUGCGAGAUCUUCAACAGCACUUUGAGUCUGGCGAUGUUCGCCUCUGUUUUGUUCCUCUCGGCCAUCAGUCUCGAUCGUUAUCUUCUCACUCUUCACCCGGUGUGGUCCCAACAGCACCGAACCUCACACUGGGCUUCCAGAGUCGUUCUGGGAGUCUGGCUCUCUGCUACUGUCCUCAGCGUGCCCUAUUUGGUUUUCAGGGAGACAUAUGAUGACCGUAAAGGAAGGGUGACCUGCCGAAAUAACUACGCUGUGUCCACUGACUGGGAAAGCGAAGAGAUGCAAACAGUGAGACAAUGGAUUCAUGCCACCUGUUUCAUCAGCCGCUUCAUACUGGGCUUCCUUCUGCCUUUCUUAGUCAUCGGCUUUUGUUACGAAAGAGUAGCCCGUAAGAUGAAAGAGAGGGGCCUCUUUAAAUCCAGCAAACCCUUCAAAGUCAUGGUGACUGCUGUUAUCUCUUUCUUUGUGUGCUGGAUGCCCUACCAUGUACAUCAGGGCUUAAUUCUCGCGAAGAACCAGUCGUUACUUGUAGAAUUGACUUUGAUCCUUACAGUGUUUACCACGUCUUUCAAUCCUGUCUUUUCUCCCAUACUUUAUCUAUUUAGUGGGGAGAACUUCAAAAACGUUUUCAAGAAGUCCAUUCUUGCUCUAUUUGAGUCAACAUUCGGUGAGGAGUCUUCUGCAGAAAGAACACAAAACCUACAUUCAGGAGUCAACGUUUAA